AUUUCUUCGAUUGUCGUUAUAAGUAAUCUCCGAAAAAAUUACAAAUUCAGUAGGUGUUCACCUAACGUAGAUGUAACGAGUAAAACUUCUUUGCGAGCGUGUAAUCGCGAAUAAUAUGGCUAAGUUCGCAAUCGCUCUGUGCAUCCUGGCUACUGUCUGUGGCACUCAAGCAGGCUUCUCCGGCUUCAUGUCUACGUUGAUAGGCCAAGGCCCGGAAAAGCAGCUCAAGUCGUUGACUGCCAAAGCUGAGGGGAGCUUGUCCGAUCUGCAGGCGAGUUGGUCAAGAUACUUGAAGAUAUCAUCCGACUUGCUGAUACUGAUCGAGGAUACCGCGAACGAUGCGAUAGAGCGGUGCGUUACGGAAAUGAAUGAACUGUUCGCUCGCGGAAACCUAUCAGAGGCGGACAUCGCGUUGUGCACCAACACCACCGAGCUAGAAAUUAUGCUAGCGAAAAUCACGGACCCUAAAGCAGACUGCGUCGAGGCAAAAUCGAGUGAAGUUGAGGCGAUCUACCACGAACUGACGAAUCAAUUGCAAGAUCUGAUCACUACUUCUAAUGACGCGUUGGCAUCGAUAAAAAGCGAAUGUGGCUUUUGGAAAUUUUACUCCUGCCAAUCGAGAAUCGCUCAACCAGUGCUGAACAAAAACAAGACAACCGUGAAUGAUUUGAUCGCCGAGUCGGAAAAGAUUCGCAAAGAAAUCGCUGAACUGCCUAAAAAACUACCAGACUGCUUCGACACGCAUGCCCUCCAGAGAAUCGUCGUCAAACUAUCGGCGGUAUACGCGGAUGCCGAGAAGUGCAUGAACAAUGCAAAGGCCAACAGUAACGCUAAAAUUGUAUCGUAAUCAUAACCGUGCCAAUAUUAUUUAAUCAAACACUGGGA
Athalia rosae (coleseed sawfly) is the source of this 885-nucleotide messenger RNA. RefSeq lists its product as uncharacterized. The coding region runs from base 116 to 847 and encodes 243 amino acids. Lineage: Eukaryota; Metazoa; Arthropoda; Insecta; Hymenoptera; Athaliidae. The transcript is spliced from 4 exons. The record is from RefSeq and is a predicted model, not a curated record.